Trichosporon asahii var. asahii CBS 2479 is the source of this 1026-nucleotide messenger RNA. RefSeq lists its product as uncharacterized. Gene Ontology annotation, molecular function: protein binding. Bases 1 to 1026 code for a protein of 341 amino acids. The record is from RefSeq and is a predicted model, not a curated record. Lineage: Eukaryota; Fungi; Basidiomycota; Tremellomycetes; Trichosporonales; Trichosporonaceae. The transcript has 3 exons.
AUGAAGAACGCUAGUCCUGCAAGAGUACUGGAUGGCCUGCACUUUCCCCACGUUCUUGAUGCGGUCCUCGAUCUCGUCCCGCCAGAGACCUUAGCGGCCGUGAGCCAAGUGUGCAGUCAAUGGCGUCUGCAUAUCAAGCACAUGUUCUAUCACUUAACGGUCUUCGAAGAAGAGCGGAAGCCGAGGGUUCCCAUCUUCCGCCUUUCAACAGGUCGGACAUUCCAAGCUACCACUCUCCUCGAUCAGGCUGCGGUCCUCCUCUAUCACUGCCGGAUCCUCGACUCUGAACCACCCAAGUUCGCUCGCUGUAUCAACUCUUCUGCCCUUUUGGACCACGCGUUCCCUUCCUUGCAGUCUCGAGACGAAACCUACACAUUCUACGGCCAGGGCGUAGGCAAGUUCGUGCUCACGACUUGGGGCCAUGACGCCAUGUUCGACACCCGCCUGCCGUUCAAGUUCCAGUCGAUGGCCAUCAUCUUCAUGUUCGAAUCAGCUCACCCGGAGUGCCCUGGUGACGUCGAGGUAUUCUGGGAAACUUUCAGCAGGGCUGUCAUCGAAACUUGGCGAAUCAAGCGAACCGUGGUCGUCGUCAACGCAGAGAGCCUCAACAACCGCCCGUUGUGGCUGAGAGACCUGUCCGGAUGUGAGGUAGAGGAGAAGCUACGACUGCUGGCCUUGGAAGGCGUGUACUACGAGAUCAUGAUGGGCUUGUCGGAGUUUGAAGAAGCCAGUCAGGAACCUAUUGACUCGGCCAACGGCGACUUCGACCUCGAGGGCUCAGAGACGGAUCGCGAACUGGGUACCAGUGACUCCGUUGACGUGGAAGCUACCACUGAAGCCGACGCCCCCGAUUCGGCUGGCCUUACCAGAGCGGAGUGGGAUAGCUCGAUGAGGGAUCUGCCUCCUGGCCCGGUUUGCCCGGUGCACUUCCUCAGUCUGGAAGCGUAUCGCGCUCUUGUUGGUGAACACCAGUUCGCCAUCGACACUUGUCGGGGCUGGAUGAGGGAGCCUGUGAUGACUGAGUAG